UAGACGUACGUGCAGUUAGCGUCCGAUUCGAGUAAUUCUGCCGCCGAUUCGCCCAGGAACAUGUUCCACCUGUUCCAAUUGUGUUCCAAGUACAGUUUGACGAGCCCUAUCGAAUGGUGUAUUCGGAUUUUACGUAGCUCAAAUUAUGUGUUCGCAAACCCGACAAUACCUGUCCAAAAGUGGGAGAAAUGACUCAUCACCAUAGUAAUUUCACCGCCGAUUCGUUCAGGAACAUGUUCCAAGUGUUCCAAAUGGUUUCCCAGUACAGUUUGACGAGCUCUACCGAAUGGUGUAUUCAUAUUUUCUGUAGCUUGAAGCCAGUUUCCGGAAAUUCCUGAAUACCCUUCCAAAGUGCAAAACCGGCAAGUGAUUCAACCGCGGAUUCGCCCAAAGAACAUGUUCCAAGUGUUCCAAAUAAGUUCCAAGUACAGUUUGACGAGUCCUAUCGAAUGGAGUAUUUGGAUUUUACCUAGCUCAAAUUAUGUGUUCGCAAACCACAAAAUACCUGCCCAAAAGUGGGAGAAAUGACCCCUCACCAUAGUAAUUAUACCGCCGAUUCGCCCAAGAACAUGUUCCAAGUGUUCCAAAUGGGUUCCAAGUACAGUUCGAUGAGCUCUAUCGAAUGGCGUAUUCAGAUGUUUCGCACCUCGAAGCCAGUUUCCAGAAACGCCUGAAUACUCUCCAAAAAUGCAAAACCGGCAAGUAAUCCUACCGCCGAUUCGCUCAGGAACAUGGUGCAAGUGUUCCAAUUGAGUUUCAGGUACAGGUUUUUGUGCUGUACCUAACACUGAAAACCGGUUUCCGAUAUCUUCAGACAUGCGUGCAAAAGUCAAGAAUAGUGUUUUUUCCCAUGGAGCAUCUGCCACGCUGUGAGUUAUUCCAUGGCCGAUUCGCUCAAGUGUUCCAGGUUGUUCCAGAAGAUUUCCAAGUAAAAUUCAAUGUGCUAUAUCCAAUGGUAAAAUCCGCUUUUUGGAUCUCUUGAAAUGUUCCUGGAAAAAGUGGAGAAUAGUGUUUUUUCGCAAUGGCUCAUUGGUUGCCGGCAGAGAAUUUCCAGCGGCCAUGGGGGUGCUGCAUUUUUGCAGUUGCGUUAGUCACUAGCAAAGGGGGAGGCGAUAAGUUGGUCUAGUUUUAUGUAGCACACCCUGUGGAAUUUAGUGGUGAAAUCUUUCCGAGGCCUUCUUAAGUAACCAAUCGAAACCAUAUUUAGAAUACUCAAAUUUUUGUUGGUUGGUAUUGUAGGGUGUCUGAAAUAUCUGGCAAUCGCAUACUGCGUAGGAGUUUCUCACUUGUUAUUCGAGGGUUUGUACUGAAGAUGAUGAUUCGAGUGCUCCAGUGAUGAAAUGAUCGAAUUUCGAUACUUUUUAUUGUAGUAUUCGAAUCCUUAGCUGGGAGAAUUUUGAAAAUAGUUCUAGAAGUAGGGGAUUUUUCAAUGAAUUGAAAUUUAGUGUUUGUUAUACCGGCAGUCGCAUUAUAUUGAAAUUACAAUUUGAACCUUAUUAUUUGAUGACUUGAGUCAUAAAUGAUUCGAGUUCUCGGAGCUAUUAGUUUAGUAUUUGAAUUAUUAAUUAAUUGAAAUUUGAAUGCUGUUAUUUAAGGACUCGAACUAUAAACGUAUCCAAUUUUGAGAGUUGUUGUUUGAGCAGUCUAAUUAUAAAGGAAUCGUAAUUUAAAUAUCAUUAUUUGAGUAGUGGAAAUGUAAACGAAUCGAGUUUUAACGGUUUUAUUUGAGUACUCGAAUUAUAAAUGAAUUACAUUGAAUAUCAAACAUGUAUUUUUUAUUAUAAAAUAAAUUGUAAUUUUUAAAAUGAGCAGGCGAGUUGUUCUUAUUUAAACCAGCAAUCGAUUUAAAUGUAAUUGAUUAGUUCUUCCCUUUUUUUUUAUUUUUAUUUUCUUUUUUAUAUUUAAAUAAUAUAAGUGCAUGCCUAUUUUUCAAAGUUGAAUUUGCGGUUCUAUCUCACAAUUAUCUUCAGAAGAUUGAUGUUGUCAUCAAAAAAUAAACAGUUUCAUUUUAAGUAGAUGAUAAGUUUCUUUUUUUAACAAAUUUCAAUAUUGUUGUUAAUGUAAUAUGAGUAAUACUGAUAAUGAUAUUGUCACUAUGAGAAAUAAAUUGGUAACAGCGAUUGUUGGUUCAUCAAUCGCUCGUAACAUAAUGGUCCAAAACAUACAAAUCGAAAAAGAUUAAGUGCGUCUUCGUGCAAGAUCAGGAAGUGAUUGCGCCGAAGCUUUGGCUUGGUUGCAAUCAAAUGAUGGUCAGACAUUUAUGAAGUACGUAAUCUAUUAAUAUUUAUUAUUGGCACAAAUGAUGUUCACCGAGUGGGUGCUGAUGAAACUGUCCGACGUGUUGCAUACACAAUUGAAUCAAUUCGAUACUUCUAUCCUGGUAUACAUAUAGUUUGGCAAAUGUUGCAACGACGCACUCGUAAAACUUGGCUCUUGCCAGAAGGUGAAUCAGUUCUUAAUGAAAUUAGUCGUUGCAAUGUACGACUAACCCAAUUAGCUGCCCAAAUGAAUUUCGAUACAAUUCAACCAGACAUUCCAAUUAACUAUAUGUAUGAUGGUUUACAUCCAUCAGCAUAUGGAGUUAACAUGAUGGAAGAGACGAUUCGUCAUUAUUUAAGAACAAAUAAAGUCAUUUGUUCUUCAUUUUCAACUGUUCCCUCUUUUUCUUCAACUAUUGUAUCCCCUCCACCUUUAAUGUCGAUAAAUCUUUAA
This is a messenger RNA of Rotaria sp. Silwood2, 2712 nucleotides long. The record is from the annotation of a GenBank genome assembly. NCBI's taxonomy places the organism in Eukaryota, Metazoa, Rotifera, Eurotatoria, Philodinida, Philodinidae.